AUGAAUCACUUGUUGCUGAGCCGGCGGUUGGGUUUGGUUGACCCUCACGCCUUUCAGCGUGCCCAAUAUCAACGAUUGCUCUAUGCUGUGACUCCUGAGAAGUCUGUAAAAUUUGGAAUACAGCGCAUUCCUGGCAACCUCAAUGCUCGUGGUCUUCCCAGCUCUUCCGGCCUAAGAGAACAGACCGUAGAUGAGGCCGGACUGGCAGGGAAAAAUGCAGUGGCCCAUAACGGAGGUGUCAAUGUUCUCGCUAUCGAUGCUCAAACGGGAAAAUACCUCAUAUCCGGCGGUGCUGAUUCCGCUGUUCGACUAUGGGACCUAGAAGACUAUCACCCAGAUGAGUUCUACACCUACACCUCAGCAGGUUCGAUUCUCCGGUCCAGUCCUGGUGCUCAUACCCACGCCUUAACAUCCCUUUCCGUUUAUCCUUUCGAUCCAUUGCCCUCCACCAUUCUUACAACUUCUUAUGACAAGACACUUAAGCUUUUCUCUGUCGAUGCCGCUCGGAUUGCCCCCGUUCACACUUUUGAAUUGAUCGAUACACCAUACGCCCAUACUCUGUCAUCGAUCGCAUCCUCAGCAGCACUUAUCGCAGUAGGGACAGCGCAUCCAGCUGUGAAAUUGCUUGAUUUACGGACAGGUCUUGCUGUCCAAACACUACCUGGUCACAGUGGCGCAGUGUUUUCGGUGUGUUGGUCUCCACGUUCUGAGCAUUUGCUUGCUUCAGGCUCAACUGACGGGCGCGUUCUAUUCUUCGAUGUGCGCCGAGCCCACAGCGCUUUUGCUUCUCUGGACAAUGACGAUGCCAUUGGUGUUCUAAAUCCGGAUUAUGCAUCAAAUUAUCAGCCUCGAUCAGCACUGGACUGGAACGCCAAGGCGCAUAAUGGCCCAGUAACAGGCGUAUGUUGGGCAGAUAGUGGAAGAAAGCUAAUCACUUGUGGCCACGAUCAGCGAAUUCGCGUGUGGGACGCAGCCACUGGAAGAAAUGAAUUGGUGCAUUUCGGUCCACGCAUCAAGAAUGGCCGGAAUGGACAGUUCAUGCCUCUGAUUUCGCCAGUGGAGUGUAGCAGACCGGGAAAGGGAAGUCUCUUCUGGCCCAACGAUGAAGGGAAGGGCGAGAUCUUCAUGAUGGAUAUGAAUGAAGGUACUACAUUGAAGGUCUUACGAACGCCAGGUACAGCAAAAAGCCCGCAGAAGACUGUCAGCACGGGAAAGUUGACGAGUGGAGGAAGGAUCAACUCAAUCGCCUUGAGGUUCAAAGGUGACAGUGACUCAGGCCUAGAGCUUUAUUCUGGGCACGGUGAUGGAUCAAUACAUUGUUGGAAGGGCUCGCCGACAGAGGACGAGGAAGUUGAAGACCAGAUCCAUCCCGAGGUUGAGACUGAGCAGAAACGUAAACGAAAACGAGAUCUGCUUGAGGGGCUCGUGGAUGGCUUGGUGAAAAAGCCUAUGACUUUCAUCUGA
This is a messenger RNA of Endocarpon pusillum Z07020, 1464 nucleotides long. RefSeq lists its product as uncharacterized. Gene Ontology annotation, cellular component: Cul4A-RING E3 ubiquitin ligase complex; nucleotide-excision repair complex. Gene Ontology annotation, biological process: protein polyubiquitination; transcription-coupled nucleotide-excision repair; proteasome-mediated ubiquitin-dependent protein catabolic process. The transcript has a single exon. The coding region runs from base 1 to 1464 and encodes 487 amino acids. The record is from RefSeq and is a predicted model, not a curated record. Lineage: Eukaryota; Fungi; Ascomycota; Eurotiomycetes; Verrucariales; Verrucariaceae. Gene Ontology annotation, molecular function: protein binding.